Molecule: messenger RNA, 2172 nt
Organism: Schistocerca nitens (vagrant locust)
Lineage: Eukaryota; Metazoa; Arthropoda; Insecta; Orthoptera; Acrididae
Product: cysteine-rich hydrophobic domain-containing protein 2
Exons: 4
Coding region: 96-596 (166 amino acids)
Source: RefSeq, a predicted model, not a curated record
AGCCUUUCAUUUUCGUAGAGUUGGCAGAGGGCAUAUCACGCAUUAUUUGUUUUGAUGCUGAUUUCGUUUCUCAACAUAGUCAUAAAUGUAGUGUCAUGGCUGACUUCGAUGCAAUUUACGAAGAAGAAGAAGAGGAGGUUGAAGUUCCAUAUGAAGAAAGCUAUGUUACCCUUGUCCCAGACCCAGUUGUUGUUCGUGGAGCAGGCAAUAUGACGGUGUUUGGGUUAAGCAACAGGUUUGAAGCAGAAUUCCCAAAUGGCCUUGUUUCUCGUGUCGCUCCGGAAGAAUACAAGGCAACAAUUAUGCGUGUGAACAGUGUUUUGAAGAAAACCUUGCCUGUCAACGUCAAGUGGCUGUUUUGUGGCUGUGUUUGCUGUUGCUGCACGUUAGGCUGUUCCUUGUGGCCUGUAAUCUGCCUCAGCAAACGGACUCAGCACUCUAUAGACAAGUUACUGGAGUGGGAAAACAGUCAUUUGUACCAUAAACUUGGCCUGCACUGGAGACUUGCCAAGCAAAGAUGUGAUUCUUCAUCAAUGAUGGAAUAUGUUCUUUUGAUUGAAUUCAUUCCAAAAAUUCCAAUAUACAGGCCUGACUAAGAAACUGAAGAUCGUUCCUGUGAGACAACACAAGUUCUAUCAUAACUAGCGUGUGAAUACUCCUCAGAUCAUUUCAUUGACACAGUUGUCAUUUGUUUGGAAUUGUCUGUGAAAUUACAGAUGUGUAAAGGACAUACAUGUUCAUCCAAAAUAUUUAUGUUGAAAAUCUCAAAUGCUCUUCGUGCAGUGACUUCUGUUUAGUAAUGAUAAGGUCGCCCACUUUUGAUUGUUCUAGGUUUUAAUAUUAUUUUAUUAUUAAGGAAAAUCUCUUGUAAUUCUUUAGUGUUGUUUGACAGUCUCGAUAAUAAUUAUUUGGAAAUACUGGAAUGAAAGGCAGCUAGAGCAGGAAAUGAGGUGACUGACAGUUCCUGUGCAGGAGACCUGCUGUGAUUGUGUGAUAAUGUUGUGGAAAUUAACAUUAAUUGUGCUUCAUUUUAAAAUUAUUGAGUGGAUAAAAUGAUUGGACUUAGUAAGACUGAAAACUGAAAGUUAAAGUACCAGAAAUUUUGAAGUGCUGACAUGUUUACCCACAAUCAAUGGAAAACAAUAAGCUUGAAAAUUUACUCACCAGUUUCCAUACACUUCAUUUUUCGUGGAGGAAAAAUGUGUCCUUGUGUCCCAUGGGUAUUUCAAAUGCAUAUCUCCAAUUUUUUAAACAUAUGUACAAUGUGUUGGUUUGCAUAGGAGUCUGUGAAAUUAAGCCUGUGGUGUGCUGCCGUAAACAGAGGACAAUUAUUUUUUGUCAUGUUCAUCACAGAGCUUUGGGUUCGAACUGUGAUUCCAGGAUAUAUAACUAUAAAACUGUCACCUGGUUCUUGCAGAUUUCUGGAAAACAGGAAAUAAAAGAAACAGUUUUUAAGUUUAUAGUUGCAUAUAUUUUUGUUGGUUGAUAAUUAGAGUUCUCUGACAUGACAAUAAAAAUGUUAAUAAAAUCAGAACAUUUAAUUCAUUGAGGUGUUUCUGUGGGGUCUGUAGAAGUGGUGCACAAUUGUAAAUAUUAUUCACCAAAAGCUGUUGUAGUUAUUGCAGAUACAGUUAUUUUAACAUAGUCUAUUUUUUGUGUUCAGUUUUCGGAGAGUUAACAUUCUUCACCAGAACAUUAUAUACUGAUAGAUGCAUAUCUCUUGACCUUUGAUUGGAAAUUCUUGUCAUGCAUUGUGGGAACUGUGUUUCCUUCUUAAUUUAUGAUUUUUCAUUGCCUGCAGGUACUUAGAUUUGAUCUCCAGUAUAGCUGAUUUUGAUGAGCUAUCAAUUUAACAUACUUUGUGAGGUAGAAUUCUACACAACAAAGAGUGAUGGAAUGUGGACACCAUGUGUUUCAGUUUAUUUCUUAAUUGUUGUUACUAUUUAGAUAAAGUAUUUUGAAUUAUUGUGUGUGUGUGUGUGUGUGUGUGUGUUUGAUUGUUCAGUGGUAGAUGACUCCAUUGCUGUUGGGCUGACCUGUAAUUUUAAUUUCUAGUAUUGAAGAAAGGAACUAGGCUGUACAGUCAUUAUAUAUUGCAAAGGAAAUGUUGUUAUAAAUUUAAAAAAAUACAUGUAUAUAGUAAUAACAAAUGAAAUUACCUGUUAUUUUUUU